Meleagris gallopavo (turkey) is the source of this 1376-nucleotide messenger RNA. The record is from RefSeq and is a predicted model, not a curated record. Lineage: Eukaryota; Metazoa; Chordata; Aves; Galliformes; Phasianidae.
CCCCGGUGUCCCCGACCGGACCAGUCGCGCCCGGGCAACCCCAUCCGCCUCUCCCGGAGGGGCAGGUCUGAGUCUGCUCGGAGUCACAGCGUGGGGCUGUGUCCUCACCGUGUCCCCGCCGUGUUCCCUGCGGAUGGAGUACUCCAUGGGGCUGGGGGGAGCGGGACAGCCCGGCGGUGCCCCACCCGGGACCAGUGUCACCCCGGAAAGGGACCCACACGGAACCCCGACCUCGUGGGGACACGGCUGUGGGUGGAGCAGAACUGGGGUGUUUGGGAUCUGUCUCCACUGGCACCCGCAAGUGUGAUGCCACCCAUCGCUGGAUGGGAACGCAGCACCCCAAUGGGUGGUGCUGUUUGGGGGUGUGCUUCAAGCCAGCUGCACCAGUGUCUGCGUGGCAAGGAAGGGGUUAAGGCACGCUGCGAGGUAUCGGGGUGUCCCCAACCAGGGGUACAACCGGGCAGCUCCUCGUACCGGUGACCUCACGGCACUGCCAUAGCAACGCCGCAUGAAAUCACCGGCACCAACGUGAGCAUCCAGCCCGGCACCCCGCUGUCACCACGCACCGUGUCCCCCCAGGAUGAGCUGUGCCCACGUGUGACCCCGCCACCAUGCUGGUCAAGGAGUACCGCAUCUGCAUGCCACUCACCACCGAGGAGUACCGCGUGGGGCAGCUGUACACCAUCAGCAAGCACAGCCACCAGGAGAGUGAGAAGGGUGAGGGUGUGGAGGUGGUGCGGAACGAACCCCACGAGGACCCUGUGCACGGCCCUGGGCAGUUCACCGAGAAGCGUGUCCACCUCUCCAGCAAGCUGCCCAGCUGGGCACGGGCAGUGACUCCCCGCAUCUUCUACAUCACGGAGAAGGCCUGGAACUACUACCCCUACACCAUCACUGAGUACACAUGCUCCUUCCUGCCCAAGUUCUCCAUCUACAUUGAGACCAAGUAUGAGGACAACUGCGGGGAUAGCGAGAACAUCUUCCACGGCGAUAAAAUCCUGGGUGACCACGAGGUCUCCUUCCUGGACAUCGCCUUUGACGAGAUCCCCGAGCGCUACUACCGUAGCCUGGAGGACCCCCGGUUCUUCAGCUCGGCCAAGACGGGCCGGGGGCCGCUGCGGGAGGGCUGGCGCCAGCACACCAAACCCAUCAUGUGUUCCUACAAGCUGGUGACCGUCAAGUUCGAGGUGUGGGGGCUGCAGACACGGGUGGAACAGUUUGUGCACAAGGUGAUCCGGGACAUCCUGCUGAUAGGGCACCGGCAAGCCUUCACCUGGGUGGAUGAGUGGUGCGGCAUGACGAUGGAGGAGGUGCGGCGGUACGAGCGGGAGACGCAGGAGGCCACCAACGAGAUCAUCGGCCUGGUGGCCCCCACC